This is a messenger RNA of Symbiodinium sp. CCMP2456, 447 nucleotides long. The record is from the annotation of a GenBank genome assembly. Lineage: Eukaryota; Dinophyceae; Suessiales; Symbiodiniaceae.
GCGUUGGCUCUUCUACGAGAUGAGGUCCAGGAGGUGGCAUACAAUUCUGCCAUCACCGCUUGCGACAACGGGGGUGAGUGGGAGCGUGCGCUGUUGCUCUUGCAGGAGCUGGAGCGCCGUGGCUUGUGCAGCACCACCACUUUCAAUGCCGCCCUGUCUGCUUGUGCCAGUGCCUCCGCGUGGGAGGCUGCGGCCGUCCUCUUCGCCAAAGCAGUGCGCGGCCAUGCUGCGGAUGCCUUGACGUGCAACGCCUACCUGAAGGGGCUAGCAGCGAGCAGGCAGUGGGCCUUCGCUCUACACUUGCAUGAGCAGAUGCGUGAACGGAAGAUCCAGCCUACACCAAUCACAGCGCAGACGACAGCGGCAUUGCUUGAAGACUGCCUGCAACGGCGGCGUCCUCCCGAUGCUCUUCCGGCCCCGACGGGCGAAGCUUGGCGCCUUCUGGUG